Molecule: messenger RNA, 2332 nt
Organism: Puntigrus tetrazona (Sumatra barb)
Lineage: Eukaryota; Metazoa; Chordata; Actinopteri; Cypriniformes; Cyprinidae
Gene: klhl7
Product: kelch-like family member 7
Exons: 11
Coding region: 105-1922 (605 amino acids)
Biological process (GO): protein ubiquitination
Cellular component (GO): Cul3-RING ubiquitin ligase complex
Molecular function (GO): protein binding
Source: RefSeq, a predicted model, not a curated record
AUUGUUUCAUGUUUACACACAGAGCCGAGCAGCAAACCUCGGUGUGUGUGUGUGUGUGUGUGUGUGUUUUUAUAUAAACGAUCUGAUCAUAUUCGUGGUAAAGCAUGAUGAACAUGGCCUCCACGUCAAGCGAGAAGAUAUCAGGACCCAAAAAGAAAAGCGAGAAGAAGAUUGCGUCCAAAGAGGAGUACAGAUUAUUGUCCAACAUCAUGGGAGUGAUGAAUAACUUACGGAAACAAGGCAUCCUGUGUGACGUGAUCCUGGUGGUGCAGGGCAAACACAUCCUGGCGCACCGAGUGGUGCUGGCCGCCGCGAGCCACUUCUUCAACCUCAUGUUCACAUCGAGCAUGAUGGAGGCCACCAAUCACGAGGUGGAGCUGGGCGGAGCGGAGCCGGAGAUCGUCGAGCUGCUGGUGGAGUUCGUCUACACGGCUCGAAUCUCAGUGAACAGUAAUAACGUCCAGUCUCUGCUGAACGCUGCUAACCAGUACCAGAUUGAACCGGUCAAGAAGAUGUGUGUGGAUUUCCUGAAGGAGCAGGUGGAUGCCACCAACUGUCUGGGCAUCAGCGCGUUGGCCGAGUGUCUGAACUGUCCGGAGCUGAAGGUGGCGGCCGAUGAUUUCAUCCACCAGCACUUCACAGACGUCUACAAGAUGGACGAGUUCCUCCAGCUGGACGUGAAGCAGGUGACAUACCUCCUCCAGCAGGACACGCUGACCGUCCGAGCCGAAGACCAGAUAUACGACGCGGCGGUGCGCUGGCUGAAGUACGACGUCUUGAAUCGACAGCAGUACAUCGUGGACAUCCUGGGGAAGGUUCGAUUCCCGCUCGUAUCCAAAAACUUCCUCAGUAAGACCGUUCAGGCCGAACCGCUGAUCCAGGACAACCCUGAGUGCCUGAAAAUGGUCAUCUGCGGGAUGCGUUAUCAUCUUCUGUCUCCGGAGGACCGCGAGGAGCUCGGUGAAAGCAGUCGACCGCGACGCAAGAAACACGAUUACCGUAUCGCUCUGUUCGGAGGAUCACAGCCUCAGUCCUGCCGCUACUUCAACCCCAAGGAUUACAGUUGGACGGACAUCCGCUGCCCCUUUGAGAAGCGGCGGGACGCGGCGUCUGUGUUCUGGGACAACGUGGUUUACAUCCUGGGCGGCUCUCAGCUCUUCCCCAUCAAACGGAUGGACUGCUAUAACGUGGUGAAGGACAGCUGGUACUCCAAACUGGGGCCCCCGAACCCGCGGGACAGCCUGGCCGCCUGCGCCUCCAAAGGGAAGAUCUACACCUCCGGAGGCUCCGAAGUGGGAAGCUCAGCUCUGAAUCUGUUCGAGUGUUACGACACGCGCACGGAGACGUGGCAGACCAAGCACAACAUGCUGAUGCCCCGCUGCAGUCACGGCUCGGUGGAGGCCAGCGGCCUGAUCUACGUCUGCGGGGGAAGUCUGGGGAACAACGUGUCCGGCCGAGUCCUCAACGACUGCGAGGUGUACGACCCCAACACCGAAGAGUGGAGGGCUCUCUGUGGGAUGCGGGAGGCCCGUAAGAAUCACGGUCUGGUUGUGGUGAACUCAAGAAUAUACGCCGUCGGCGGGCAGAACACUCUCGGCGGUCUGGACUCGGUGGAGUACUACGAGAUCGGCAGUAACGAGUGGAAGAUGGCGUCUCCGAUGCCGUGGCGCGGCGUGACGGUGAAGUGUGCCGCCGUGGGCUCCGUCAUCUACGUGCUGGCCGGCUUUCAGGGGGUCGGGCGUCUCGGCCACAUCAUGGAGUACUACACAGAGACCGACAAAUGGGUGGUCUCCAGCAAAGUCCGCGCGUUUCCCGUCACCAGCUGCCUCAUCUGUCUGGUGGACACCUGCGGCGCCAACGAGGAGGACAUGAACUCAACAUCUUCAUCCUCAUCCUCGUCAUCGGCGGAUGGAAGAAUGUAGCUGUCGGAGUGUAUAGACGAUAUAACACCGCUGGAAACACAGAGCAGAGGACAGACAUUCACUUCUGCUUUUCGUGCAUCUGAUGGUUUGUGUGAAGAUUGCACCCAUCGAGUCCAAGCGUAAUUAUUUUUUUUUGCUGAGAUCAGCCUGUGUCUUUAUGUCCACCCGUUUGCCGUUUUAUUUUGAUCUUUGAGUUUUAACAGACGGGUUGUGGGUGAAAACGUUUGCACCUCUGCGUUCAGCAGGCUUUGGGGACUUAAAACGCUUUUAUGCUGGUUUUUAUGUUUUAAAAACGUGCGUUUCGAUGUGUUUGUAUUAUGUGUAAGCAAACUUGUAAUUUUAAUUUUUUAAAUAAUGAUCAUACGGUCGUUUUGAUGUUGCAGAACUACAAUAAAGCUGGCCAAAAAGUU